AAACUUGGCCAAUCUUUGACCAAUCAAAAGACAGAGAGAAAGGAGAGAGGGAAAGAGAGAGCUGUGGAAAGUAAAAGCAAAGAGGAAAAAAAGAAGCUACACAGAGUAAGAACGAAAAUAAGAGAGAGAGGAGGGGAGGAGAGGCCCUGUGACCUCACGUGACAUGUGACGCGGGCUCCACCACUCAAGGAGGGGAGCUGGAGGAUGGCGAGGAUACAGAGAGAGCUGUGGCUUUAGCCGGCGCUAGUAAACACUGACGCUCCAGUCAGGUCACCACCGUGGGACACCACGUCUCCUGACAGAGAGAGAGAACCUAGGUAACCUCAGAGCCACUGCCCACUGACGGACCGGACCAGCACAGCACCACACCUCCCUGCCACCCUACCCCAGGCCGCUAACAGGACGUUCAGAUCUGAUACAGCAACGGGUUGAUCAUUAUCAACUGUAGAGGGCUGGCGACGACUCUGGCACCACUUCAGGCACGAGGACAUGGCUUCUAACAGCAUCUUUGAUUCCUUCGGCAACUACGGCCCCACUCUACUGAGAGACCCUAACACCACCAGACGGUUCACACCGCCCUCCACGUCGUUCCCCUGCAGCAAGAUUGGAGACGGCAGCGGGACCAUGGGCACCCCUGGACCACUGAGGACACGACCCGAGGCUAGGAAUGUGGUGGACGUCCUGUCAGAUCACGCUGGCGAGCUGGUCCGUACAGACAGCCCAAACUUCCUCUGCUCCGUGCUGCCCUCACACUGGAGGUGCAACAAGACACUCCCUGUGGCUUUCAAGGUUGUUGCACUCGGUGAUGUACCCGACGGGACUCUGGUCACUGUGAUGGCGGGGAACGACGAGAACUUCUCUGCGGAGCUGAGGAACGCGUCUGCGGUGAUGAAGAACCAGGUCGCCCGCUUCAACGACCUGCGGUUUGUGGGCAGAAGCGGACGAGGAAAGAGCUUCACUCUGACCAUCACAGUCUUCUCUGGUCCCCCUCAGGUGGCCACCUACCACCGUGCCAUUAAAGUGACAGUGGAUGGGCCCAGGGAACCCAGACGUGAGUACUUACAGGGACACAGGGUGAAGCUAGAGGAUCCCCAGAAGAUGCAGUUCUCUGAUAGGCUGACAGAGAUUGAGCGCUACCAGCGGGCCAGCCUGAGGAUGGGGCCUGGUAACCCCCAGCCCCGGCCCAUGCACCAGAGCCACCUGGGGCCCUCCACCCAGUCCCAGAUACAAGCCCUGUGGUCUGACCAGAUUGACCCACCAGCUCUGAAGACAUGCAAAGUGGAGGACGACCUCAGAUGGUCAAGUCCCACCGCUGAUCUCUUCCCCCAGAGGACCUCCUUCCCCUCUCUGUCCCCGCUGACUGACCCCCGUUUCUCAGACCCACGCAUGCACUACCCAGGAGCCUUCACCUACUCAGCCAACCCCUCCAGCACGGGCAUCGGAGGCCUCAGUGUGACGGGAAUGUCUGCCUCCUCCCGCUACCACACCUACCUGCCCCCGCCCUACCCAGGCAACCAGAACCAGGGAAGCCACUUCCAGUCCAACUCCUCCCCCUACCACCUGUACUACGGCACCGGAUCCGGCUCCUACCAGUUCUCCAUGGUGGGCCCGGGCGGGACCGGGGGUGAGCGCUCCCCCAGCCGCCUGCUGCCCUGCUCGGGGGCCUCAUCCUCUGGAGUUGGCAACAGCCUGAUAAUCCAGGGCCUGAGCAACCAGAGCGAGGGGGUGGAGGCGGAUGGAAGCCACAGCAACUCCCCUACGACCAUGAGCGGGUCUGGACGCAUGGAUGAAUCUGUCUGGAGGCCCUACUGACUGUUAGACAACUAGAGGAAAUGUAGGACAGAGAAGAGAGAGAGAAAGCAAAAGUCAAGAAGUUAUAUGAAACAAAAAAAGAUGAAUCCUUCCCCCAAAAAUAAAUGUUGCAUGUUUGUCUUUUCUUUAUCCCGCACUCGCUUCGUACCCUAUUCCUAGUUGACCAAAGACAUUCAAUGUCUGUCAGAAUGCCAUGGCCAGAGGUGGCCUUUAUGAAGGCCAUGGGUACACCCUGCACUGUGACAGGGACUAUUCUCUGAGACUCUGAAAGCCAUACAAAUCUCAUUAUUUUCAAUUGAUGAGUAAGAACUGCAAAAUAACUGCAAAUAGAUGUUAUGGUGUUAGAACAAAUAAGCCAUAGUAAUAUACUGUAUCAGGUUCUUCUGAAAAACAGGUACAACAUGCAUACCAUAGACUAUGAAAAGGCAAAACCUUCACAUCCAUUCAUUCUAUGCAGCUGAUGAACGGUAAAAAUGCAAGUGCUAUUGUGGCUGAUUCGCCAAUGAGACCAAAACUAUCCUUAUCCCUCAGAUAAGGGAUACCUUUCUUGGCGUUACGAGCUAAACAUCCAGAACAGUGACUGUACUGCCUCAACGGCCUUUGACUGUUAUGUGAAAACAGAAGUCAAACAGGAUGUUUCCUUCACGUGACUCAGAAACUGCCCUAGAUGACUUGUGGCUGUAUUGCUAAUGUAUACACGUCAAUUGAUCCUGAAUCUUUUAUUUUGUGAGUGGUUUGGAGAUUCAUCCAUCAGUCCAUGAAAGAUCAUCAAGAACAAUCCAUCGUCUCAAAGUAGUUAUGCAUUGCUUGAAAAUUGCAUUUAUUAUCUAUACUAGGAUGGAUCAGUCCUUGGAGGUACAGUAAGCAAUGCUUAUUCAAAAUGAACAACAUUAUGUAUUUGAGUGAAACUCCCCUGUAAAGUCGUUAAUGUAUUGAUCAUCUAUGUAGCAGAACAAUAGCUGAUAUUCUGAGGACUGUCCAGGACUUUAGCAGAGAAGAGGUUUUUUUGAAGCAGGAAUUUUAUGGAUUCCUGUCUUUUUAGUUUCUUGGACUGUUAUCUUUAUUUUUACUUAUGGUAGGCCUAUAUAUUUCUUCAUUGUGUCUGCAAACUGUUCUAGUGUAGUAUGUCUGAACUAGAUAAUACAGUUGACUUUUUUUAUAUUUAUUUGAGCCAAAUUUGAGAAAAUGUUCACUUAUGCCCAAAAACAUUUAGCAUUUCUCUCUACCUUAUCUUUUUUUAUAAAUAUUUUGUUUAUUUGUUGUUUAAUAUAAAAUUUGAAUUUGUGUAAUAUAUUUCUUCUAAAUUAUGAAAAAAACGAAACUUUUAAUGUUAUUAUUUUGUAUUUCAAUGUAGCUUCGAUGCACUAAAAACAUUCAUGAUAUUCAACCAUUAGAAGCACAGAUCCCAACAUUAAAUCCAACAAUCACUUUAUUUAAGAUCCCCUCUUAAACAGUCGCCCAAUCACCAACCCCCAGCCUCCUUGAGUUCACAUUUUUCCACUCUUUUAAAGAAGAAAAUAAAUACUUAAGACACACAACCCACAUUAUGUGGCUAUGCAGAUCUUGUUUCUUUGUUUAUCACUGAAACCUCAGACUAUGAUUGGCUUAAUCUCAAACCACAUUGGCAUGUCUGAAGUGGCUAACUAAACAGUAGAGAUGGAGUGGGCUGAUUUUCACACGUAAGCACACACACACACACACACACACACAUAAGCACACACACACACACACACACACACAUAAGCACACACACACACACACACACACACACACACACACACACACACACACACACACACACACACACACACACACACACACACACACACACACACACACACACACACACACACACACACACACACACACACACACGUGCUUUCUGUGCUAUAGGUGUGAUUGUGCACAUUCUCACAGUCCCAAUGGCCUUUCCCACCCCAGGGGGACACAGAGAGUAGCGAUGAAGAUAGAAGGGGUUCAAAGUAGGAUCCUCUUACCAACACCAAGGGCAAUCCUAACUAAAAACAAGCCCUUGUUGUGCACAGGUCCCUUUGUUCUGCAUGAGCUGUGAGUCCUUUGAAGCCUUUCUGACCGUGUUUUCUGUCAUUUAUUGAUCAUUAGUGCCUGCAGCUCAGGGCACUGCACAGGAUUCAGAUGUCAGGACAGAGCAUCUUUUUUUGUAUGAGCUGUGCUGAGCCACUUAAUUAAUUGUGUCAGGUGUGCCAUGUUAAGAAAUUUAGGUGUUUUGGUGAAAAGGAGGAGGAGAGUUGUUGUGGCUUCUUAAGAGCAGAUAUUAUACCAAUUAGGGUUGGUUUAGCGACCCCCAAUCUUUGAGCGCAUACAUUAAAAAACAAAAAAUAUUGCUAGCAUUUGUAGCUCAGAAAAAAAGUUAAGCUAACUCUAUUGACAAAUCUACUACCUUAUGCCUUAUUUUUGUUUAAGACAAUCAAUUCUAUAAAGAUGCAUUCCUAACUCUUGGGGAGUAGAGGGAAAGAAUAGCAUGUUCUUAUAAUCACUGUGUUCCUAUCCAUCCCUUUGGGUUUGAAGGCCUAACUUUAGAUUGGGCAAAAUUCAUGCAGCUAUGAGAAAUCAAAGAUGUACCUGAUAUCAUAUGGUUAUAUCAAAACCAAAGAAAGGCCUGUAAUAUUGUUACAUUGAGGGUUUGAAUUUGUUGUUUUACACAAAAUGUCUCGGUUGGUUUCCAUUAUCUGUUGAUAAAAUGUCCAUAACUCUUAAGAAAGAGGUGUGUAUAUCAUGAGGCAUUUGCAAAACAGGGAGGUUAAAUUGUACAAUUACAUUUAAUUUUAUGUUGGAUAGAAAAGCACAAGGCUUUUGUUUUCUUUAAUGUUUCUUUUAAACAACCUCUUCAUUUUGUUUUACCAUAAUGUUAAUUCAUUUUGCUCAAAGCAUGUAUGUCUGAAGCUAUGUUAAUUUAAAUUUCAUCCAUGUAAUAUCCUUAAAGACUCUGUAUUAAGUGCUUGUAAAGUGUGCAGAUAAUGUAGUUUUUAAUCAUUUUAAUUAAAAAACAUCAAUUUCA
Molecule: messenger RNA, 4849 nt
Organism: Oncorhynchus keta (chum salmon)
Lineage: Eukaryota; Metazoa; Chordata; Actinopteri; Salmoniformes; Salmonidae
Product: runt-related transcription factor 3-like
Exons: 8
Coding region: 490-1812 (440 amino acids)
Biological process (GO): regulation of transcription by RNA polymerase II; hemopoiesis; regulation of cell differentiation
Cellular component (GO): nucleus
Molecular function (GO): ATP binding; RNA polymerase II cis-regulatory region sequence-specific DNA binding; DNA-binding transcription factor activity, RNA polymerase II-specific
Source: RefSeq, a predicted model, not a curated record